Molecule: messenger RNA, 435 nt
Organism: Ipomoea triloba (trilobed morning glory)
Lineage: Eukaryota; Viridiplantae; Streptophyta; Magnoliopsida; Solanales; Convolvulaceae
Product: glycine-rich cell wall structural protein 1.8-like
Exons: 2
Coding region: 1-435 (144 amino acids)
Source: RefSeq, a predicted model, not a curated record
AUGGUUGUCUUACACCCCUCAACGUUUUCAAAGAUCAGGGGUCUAUGCUAUGCCUUUUUUAGCAUAUUCCCACCAUUAACGCUGACGGCGAAGACGCUAGUGGUGGCCGUACUGGUGGUGGCGAAGACGCUGACCAUCACUACUGGCCGUAUUGGUGGUGGCGCGGCUACUAGCCACACUGGAUGGGGGUGGCGAGGCCACUGGGGGUUGCGAGCCCGCAGCGGCCUUGUGGAAGAUUACCGCAAAGCGGGUGAAGGGACUGGCCGCGGAUAUGACUCGGGGAAUGGCCGCGGCGGCAGUGUUGGUGGAGGUUCUGCGGAUGAUUUGGGUUUGGAUGGAGAGGUCGUCAGAGGCGGUUGUAGCAGUGGAUAUGGGACCGGAAGCGGAGGUGGAGACGAUGGAGGUGAUCAUGGCAGUGGGGUAACUACGAACUAA